Spinacia oleracea (spinach) is the source of this 1548-nucleotide messenger RNA. RefSeq lists its product as uncharacterized. The transcript is spliced from 5 exons. Bases 1 to 1548 code for a protein of 515 amino acids. NCBI's taxonomy places the organism in Eukaryota, Viridiplantae, Streptophyta, Magnoliopsida, Caryophyllales, Amaranthaceae. The record is from RefSeq and is a predicted model, not a curated record.
AUGUGGAAAGGGGUUGAAGCUUUUGAUGCUUUUGCUGGAGAGAAAUUUAAUUUGCGUGCGGCUUUGUUUUGGACUAUUAAUGACUUUUCCGGCUAUGCAAUGCUCUUUGGUUUGAGCAUAAAAGGUUACAAUUCAUGUCCUAUAUGCUUAGAUUCCACGCCUUCUGAUAGAUUUGGGAGCAAGAUUUGCUAUUGUAGCUAUAGAAAAUGGUUACCUUCAGAUCACCCAUAUCGAUGUCAAGGUGACAAGUUUUGUGAGAAGUUUGGAACUAAUGAGUGGGGUAAUGCCCCAUCUCAUCCUAGCGGCACUGAUAUAUUGAGGCAGCAAGAAAAGGUGAAGCAUGUUUACGGAAAGUCGAAGGCACCACCGAAAAAGAGGCAAAGAGAACAUGAUGAUGAUGAUGAUGUCCAAGAUGAAAGUGACUUUGGUACCAAGAGAAGCAUAUUCUUUGAUUUGGUGUAUUGGGAGCAUAAUCUUCUAAGGCAUAAUUUAGAUGUGAUGCACAUUGAGAAAAACGUGUCUGAGAAUAUUUUGGGAACUCUUCUUAGUAUGGAUAAGAGUAGAGAUAGUAGGAAUGAUCGAGAAGCCCUUGAAGCAUGGAGAAUAAAGUCUCACCUUUGGCUGAGUACUAUCCUAACGGAGGAUAUCCUUCCCGUUGCCUUAAGGGCCUCUAAAGUUACAAAAGUAAUUGACUUGUUGGCUAGAUUGUCUUCCUUUUUCAAGAAGUUGUGCUCUACUACUAUUGAUCCAGAUGAUUUAGAUGGUCUUCAAAAUGAAAUUAUUUUAACUCUUUGUGAGUUGGAAAAGGAGUUUCUGCCUUCAUUUUUCACAAUCAUGGUCCAUUUGUUGAUUCACUUAGUGGAGGAGGUUAAACUUGGUGGACCAGUGCAAUACAGAUGGAUGUAUCCCAUUGAAAGGUACUUGUCCCAUUUGAAAUCACAUGUAACCAAUAAAGCCCAACCCGAAGGAUCUAUUGCAGAAGGCUUCCUUUUAGAGGAGACAAUUAGGUUUUGUUCGAGAUAUCUUCAAGUUGUUAAGACCAUCUUCAACAUACCUAAAAGGAUGGAUGAUGACAUUCCAAAUCCCAAUGAUUACUUGUUUAAUUCCGGUGGUCGAGUUAUUGGGAAGGAGGUCAGCAUUCGCCUUGAUGACAAAAGCUUAAAACAAGCUCAUCGCUACAUUUUGCUUCACUCUGAUGAGAUAAAAGGGGAUCUGGAUGAAUUUUUAACCGAGAAACGUCAAAUGAACUUACAAAAUCCUGUCACGGAGAGUGAUGAAAGUAACUGGAUCAUCGAUGAAUUUGGAGGGUGGCUGCAAAAUAAGGUACAUUACAUAGAUGCAACCACCGAAUAUGGGAAACUAAGAAAAGCUUUGGCGGGUGGUUUGCAUUCUUAUGGUAGAAAAUUAAAAGGAUACAUAAUCAAUGGAUACAAAUUCCUUUCCACGGAUCGCGAUUCUCGUCUUUUGACACAAACUUCUGGAAUUAUGGUCGAAGCGGAUGGAGAUGCCUACUAUGGAAAAGUGAAAGAUAUCUAUGAAUUAGAUUAA